Molecule: messenger RNA, 2396 nt
Organism: Sabethes cyaneus
Lineage: Eukaryota; Metazoa; Arthropoda; Insecta; Diptera; Culicidae
Product: peptide transporter family 1
Exons: 6
Coding region: 163-2313 (716 amino acids)
Biological process (GO): transmembrane transport; oligopeptide transport
Cellular component (GO): membrane
Molecular function (GO): dipeptide transmembrane transporter activity
Source: RefSeq, a predicted model, not a curated record
UCUUUGAGCGACCGGAACGCGUUUUUCUCGUCAGCAAGAGCAAAAAAAGCAGAACAGACACUUUAAAAAAACAGUUACUCUGUUUGGUUAGGCAUUGUCUAGGCGUGAAAUGGUGAUCAGUUUAUCGUAGUCAAUAAAAACUACAGAUAGGCAACGUGAAACAUGACGGAGGAGGAUUCGAAGAAUGGAGCGAUUGCCGCCAACGGUGAUAGCACGGAUGUUGAAGGUGAACCGAAGAAGCUGAAGUACCCACGGGCAAUUCCUUUCAUUAUCAGCAAUGAGUUUUGCGAACGUUUUAACUACUAUGGAAUGCGAACAAUUUUGGUCCUGUACCUGACCCGGAAGCUGGACUACGAUGACGACACGGCAACGGUUAUGUACCACUCGUUCACAACGUUGGUGUACUUCAUGUGCAUCUUCGGUGCAAUCAUUUCGGACAGCUGGCUCGGUCGAUUCCGUACCAUCUGGUCACUGUCAAUUGUUUACGUGUGCGGAAGUGCACUGAUCUCGAUUGGAGCCAUACCCACGCUGGAUGUCAACGCCCCAGCCAUGACCAUCAUCGGUUUGCUGCUGAUAGCCGUCGGUUCCGGGGGUAUCAAGCCGUGCGUAGCGGCCUUCGGUGGAGAGCAGUUCAGAAUGCCGGAACAAGCCCGCUAUCUGGCGGUUUUCUUCUCGAUGUUCUACUUCUCGAUCAAUCUGGGUUCGUUUAUAUCGACUUUGAUAACACCGAUUCUGCGUGAGGACGUUAAAUGCUAUGGUGACGAUGAUUGUUUUUCGCUGGCGUUCGGAAUUCCGGCUGUGCUGAUGGUGACUUCCAUCAUUAUUUUCCUAGUCGGUAAACCAUUGUACAAAAUUGUGUCCCCUGCUGGUAAUAUGUUUGUCAAAGUGUGCAAAUGUAUUUGGACCGCUAUUCGCACUCGUUCGAAGGAAAAGGCCGUCAAUCCCCGUGAUCAUUGGUUGGACUAUUCCGAAAAGCGCUGGGGCCAGCAGUUGGUCGAUGAAACAAAAAUCCUGAUGAACAUUCUAAGGCUCUACAUUCCUUUGCCCGUUUUCUGGGCGUUGUUCGAUCAGCAGGGUUCCCGCUGGACCUUCCAAGCUACCAGAAUGGAUGGAGAUCUGGGUUUCUGGACGAUCAAACCCGACCAGAUGCAGGUCAUCAAUCCCCUGCUCAUUUUGAUCUUCAUUCCACUGUACGAAGUUGCGUUCUACCCACUGCUACGGUUGAUUGGUAUUCGCAGACCACUGCAAAAGAUGACUUUGGGUGGAAUCCUAGGUGGAGUAGCCUUUUUCAUUUCGAUGAUUGUGGAAAUCCAACUGGAAGGCACCUACGCCGUCCUACCAAAAGCUGGCGAGUCCCAGCUUCGCAUCUUCAACGGAAUGAAUUGCGAGUACGCGGUCCAAACCAACAUUCCCGAUCAUUCCAAUUUCAUACUGAAAUCAAUGGAAAUGUUCGAAGAAAAAUACGUCUACGUUGAAGGACAGAAAUCGUUUACUUAUAGUUUUUCAUCAAAUACACCCGGCUGUGAUGUUCCACCGAACGGUCAGUUUGAACUGAACGAACGCGAACAAAUUUCCUACUUUAUAAACAAUCGUAACGGUCAGAUCGGGUUGCUCCGCUACGUGGACGAUACGGAUAAAUCCUCCAAAGGAUACCCGCUGUUCCGUGUGCUCGGAAACACGGCCGUUGACCGGUCCUUUGUAUUCAAAGACCUGGAUCCCUCGAAUUCUUUCGAUAGACAUAAGAAUAGUACUUACCACAAUGAUAUUAUAGAAUCUUACCCCUCGGAUUACGAAAUUAGUGUAGAUGGAAAAGUAUUGAUGGAGUAUACGAUGCGACUGGGCGGGGUCUACGCUUUCAUACUGACUGAAGAAGGCGAUACAAUGACCGCCAAAGUAAUCACCGUAACCGAACCGAACUCCAUCAACAUGCUCUGGUUGAUACCGCAAUACGUCGUACUAACCCUGGGCGAAGUUAUGUACUCGAUCACCGGGCUGGAGUUCUCCUUUACCCAAGCACCGGAGAGUAUGAAAUCGGUACUGCAAGGCUGCUGGCAGCUAACGGUAGCCUUCGGAAAUCUGAUCGUCGUCAUCGUCGCCGAAGCCAAAGCUUUCGACGCGCAAAAGUGGGAAUUCCUGCUGUUUGCCGUCCUGAUGGUGGUCGACAUGGGCCUGUUCGCGCUGCUCGCGUACUACUACAAGCCGAUUCCGUUGAAAAAAUACGACGAAGAUGACGCCAACACGACCCUGCCCGUCGAAGAUCAGAAGGAGGAACGGGGCGGACUGGAGAAUCCCACGUUCACCAAGAGUGACUGAUCGCUAGGAAAUGACAACAAAAGUAUUCUGUAGAUAGGUGUUUCAAGUAUGUGCUGUUGUGCAGCCACGUUCUUUGUAAGCUU